Messenger RNA from Cornus florida, 1180 nucleotides. Its product is annotated as DNA-directed RNA polymerase II subunit RPB2-like. Gene Ontology annotation, cellular component: RNA polymerase II, core complex. The record is from RefSeq and is a predicted model, not a curated record. Gene Ontology annotation, molecular function: ribonucleoside binding; DNA-directed RNA polymerase activity; DNA binding. Gene Ontology annotation, biological process: DNA-templated transcription. NCBI's taxonomy places the organism in Eukaryota, Viridiplantae, Streptophyta, Magnoliopsida, Cornales, Cornaceae.
AUAGCCAAGGGUCUUUUAACAUGCAACUUAAAAGAAACACUAAGAAUCACCUGAGUAAAAUGGUUGCGAGGAAUCAAGGAAAGAUGGGCUGGCGAGUGGCUGUAUUUGAGGAACAGAGGGCCUUCUUGCAGCCAAUUGUUAGUCCGGAAGAGAGUUUCUGAACCAUUUUUAUCCCUGCUUUUGAUUAAGAAGGGCAUUGCUAAGGAUCUCAGCUGAAGUAGCUUUUUCCAUAUCAACUGCUUUGUUGAGACCAUCUAUGCUUUGGUCAGAUAUAUCUUAGUAAGCCAAUGAUGUCAGAUGGAGAAACUGUGACUUUGUUUCUGAAGGCAGCGAGAUUGAGGAAUCUAACAUACUCGGCUCCAUUGUUUGUGGAUGUCACUAAGAGAGUGAUAAAGAAAGGGCAUGAUGGUGAAGAAGUAACUGAAACUCAAGAUUUUACUAAAGUCUUCGUUGGGAAGGUUCCUAUAAUGCUCUGGUCGAGCUACUGCACAUUAUAUCAGAAUUCAGAGAAAGAUUUGACGGAUCUGGGAGAGUGUCCAUAUGAUCAAGGUGGGUAUUUCAUUAACAAUGGGAGUGAAAAGGUUCUAAUUGCUUAGGAGAAGAUGAGCACCAACACGUUUGUGUUUAAGAAGAGGAAGCCAAACAAGUAUGCUUAUGUGGCAGAAGUCCGAUCAAUGGUGGACUCCCAGAACAGGCCACCCAGUAGCAUUUUUGUGUGGAUGCUUUCACGGACUAGUGCCAAAGGGGUAUGGGCAUUAAAUAUGGUGGCUCCUACCCUUCCGUACAUUUGGACUGAGAUUCCUAUUAUUAUUGUGCUUCGGGCAUUAGGAUUUGUUGCUGACAAAGAUAUAUUUGAGCAUAUUUGCUAUGAUUUCUCUGACACUCAUGGAGUUGCUACGACCCUCCUUGGAAGAAGCAUUUGUAAUAUAAAAUCAACAGGUUGCACUGUACUACGUCGGGAAACGAGAGGCCACUGUUGGUGUCACAAAUGAAAAGAGGAUUAAAUAUGUGUUAUGAAUGCUGGCUGUUGUUAUACACGAGUGUAAAGCUGUCUUUUGUGCUUCUUUUUUUGUUUAAGGAGAGUCUCCUGUUCAUUUACUUCGUAGGUAUGCCAAAGAGAUCCUCCAAAAGGAAAUGCUUCCUCAUGUUGGUGUAGGAGAGUAUUGUGAGACAAAGAAAG